This is a messenger RNA of Elephantulus edwardii (Cape elephant shrew), 2607 nucleotides long. It is a transcript of the gene NKPD1, whose product is annotated as NTPase, KAP family P-loop domain containing 1. The record is from RefSeq and is a predicted model, not a curated record. The coding region runs from base 1 to 2607 and encodes 868 amino acids. Lineage: Eukaryota; Metazoa; Chordata; Mammalia; Macroscelidea; Macroscelididae. The transcript has 4 exons.
AUGCAGGAACCCUACCACGUCCACUUCGCCAAGGGCGCCCUGCCUCCCCGCGCCCAUGCCGAGCGAUACUUCUUGGACCCAGAGUUGGGGCAACAGAGAGGAUGCUGUCAUCAGUGGCGCCAUGAACCGGCAGCCCCCCGAGUCCUUCGGCCCUAUCGGCCGAUCCCCCAGCCCCACUGGCAGCUGGCCUACCCUGGCCGGCGGGGGGGCAGUGGAGGUUGGCGCCGGGGGCCCCAGCCCCCCGACUUGCAGCAACAACAGCAGCAGCGGCAGCAACCCCAGCCCCCACCUCCCAGCCCCCUACGGCAGCGCUUCUGUCCCAUCCACGGGGUCCAGGGGGGGCCGCCUGCAGCCACCAUUGCCCUCAUGGGCUCGGCCGGCACCCCACAGCCGCCCCCUGCACCCACCACCUCACCCGCCGGCGUUCUCACCAGUGCGCCCACCACCUCGCCCGCCGGCGCGCCCACCCCGGCUGCCAGCAGCAGCCCAGCCCCAGCCGCCGGAACCGUCCUGGAGCCCGGCGAGCCCACCGAAGCCCGACCCCUGCCUGCCCCGGCGGCCUGCGGCCCCUUCACCUCCUACAGCUCCGAUAUCCUGACCGAAGAUGAUGUCUACUGCAGUUGCCUGGCCAAGACCCUUUGCCACGUGCCUGUCCCCGUGACCGUGGGUUUCUACGCCCCGUUUGGCUGUCGGCUGCACAUGAUGCUGGACAAGAUCACCUCGCUGAUGCAGCAGGAGGCGGAGCAGCGCGAGGCGGAGGAGCUGCAGCGCGUGCACUUGCGGCCGAGGGCGGUGAGCGGCUGGGGCUUCCCGCAGUUGCUGUGGUACCUGGUGUUCCUGCAGCCCAUCAUCACCGAGGUGCACCUGCGGCGCAAGAACGUGCAGUUCCUCUUCAUCCGCUUCAGCGCCUGGCAGUACGCGGGCACCGACAAGCUGUGGGCCGGCCUGGUGACCACGUUGUGCGAGGGCAUCCGCCACCACUACGGCGCGCUGCCCUUCAGCGUGUACUCGGUUCUGAGCAACAAGCCGGGCACGUCGCCGGGCUUCAGCCAGCAUGAGUGGCACUGCCGGCGCCGCGUGUGCCUGGCGCUGGUGGCGCUGCUGGCGGCGCUGUGCCUCGGCGUGGGCCUGCUCUACCUGUCCAUGUGCGGCCACGCGCCGGGCCACGCGGGCGCCAGCGGCAGCAUGCUCAAGGUGUUCGGAGGCGCGGCCACCACGCUGUCCGGCUCGGGGCUGCUCAUGGCCGUGUACUCGGUGGGCAAGCACCUGUUCGUGAGCCAGCGCAAGAAGAUCGAGCGGCUGGUGUCCCGGGAGAAGUUCGGCAGCCAGCUGGGCUUCAUGUGCGAGGUGAAGAAGGAGGUUGAACUGCUCACCGACUUCCUGUGCUUCCUGGAGAUCUACCAGCGCCGCCGGCUGCGCGUUGUGCUCGAGGUCACCGGGCUGGACACGUGCUACCCGGAGCGGGUGGUGGGCGUGCUCAACGCCAUCAACACGCUGCUGUCCGACAGCCACGCGCCGUUCAUCUUCAUCCUGGUGGUGGACCCCAGCAUCCUGGCCUCGUGUCUCGAGAGCGCCGGCAACAUGAAGGGCACGGCCGACAACGGCUACCACUUCCUCAACCGCACCGUCACGCUGCCCUUCUCGGUGCCCAUCAUGGGCCGCCGCACCAAGCUGCAGUUCCUGCACGACGCCGUGCAGAGCCGCGACGACCUGCUCUACCGCGAGAUCACGCGCAAGCUGCGGCCGCCGGGCGCGGGCGCGGGCAGCCUGGACGCCGCAGAGGGCGCGCAGCUGCUGGCGGUGGAGACUCAGGCGGGCGCCGAGCGCAAGCAGAGCCGCAUCGACGCCGAGGCGGCGCGCCGCAUCCAGGAGGCACUCCUGUGCCUGCACGACGAGCGCGACUGCCUCUACGAAUACGUGCCGGACAACAUCGUGUCCAUGCGGCGCAUCGUCAACACCGUGCCCAUCACCGUGCGCCUGCUGUACCAGCAGCAGCAGCAAGCGGACCUGCUGGGCCCCACGCCGCGCCAGGCCGUGGCGUGGGUCGUGCUCGCCAACCAGUGGCCGUGCCGCCUCAGCUGGGUGCUGCAGUGCCUGGAGGACCGGCAGCAGGCGGGGGGUGCGCCGCCCGGGCGCGCGCGCCUCUGGGACGUGUUCUGCGACAACAGCCGCGAGCUGCAUACCAUGACCAAAGCGUUGCAGAACGUGCUCGACCUGGACGGGGACCCUGAGCUCUUCGAGCGCUUCCUGGACGCUGACUUCCCCUUCACCGUGGCCGAGGCGCAGAGCCUGCUGCACUGCACCGUCAACCUGGACCACUCCAUCCGCCGCCGCAUGGGCCUCAUCCGGGCCGUCAGGACGCUCAAGCCGCCCAGCCCUCCUGGCUCCCCUGCCCGCGACGCCUCCCACGCCACUAACGGGGCCUCCGGCAGAGCCGCCACUGCCACCGCCCCCAAGGAGGCGCCGUCAGCCCACGCCAAUAGAGCCAAUAACACCUCCUCUUCGCCCCCAUCAAGACCCCAGAAAGGACAUGCAUCGGCGAAUGCUAGCAAUGCCCCCCCACCCCGGAACUGGACAAAAGGGGGCAAGUCAGGACCCCUGGCCUGA